This is a messenger RNA of Cladophialophora immunda, 2019 nucleotides long. RefSeq lists its product as uncharacterized. NCBI's taxonomy places the organism in Eukaryota, Fungi, Ascomycota, Eurotiomycetes, Chaetothyriales, Herpotrichiellaceae. Gene Ontology annotation, cellular component: membrane. Gene Ontology annotation, biological process: transmembrane transport. Gene Ontology annotation, molecular function: transmembrane transporter activity. The record is from RefSeq and is a predicted model, not a curated record. The transcript is spliced from 3 exons. Bases 177 to 1754 code for a protein of 525 amino acids.
CAAGGCUGUGAGGUGACAUCACGGUAAUAUCGAGCAUACGCCCUUCGACGGACAGUUCCCAGAGCGAGAGGCUUGUUAUAAACGUAUCAAAAAUGUUAUUACACGAUCUCGAACUCUAACCUCUGCUACUGGAUCCAAAAACGGUCUCCAAGGAGGACAUCCAGCAUACCAAGACAAUGUCUGAAACAACUAUUAUCGAACUUACACCCCCAGCUUCGGCAUUGCUUACACCACCGCCACCAAUCACCCAGGACGAUGGCAUUGCGUCUCAAAGAAUCGCUGAAACCGCACUGGAGCAGCCUGCAUUACGGAAGGGCUCUACUGCGGUAGUAUUUGUGUCUGUGACGGGCGUUACAGGUAUCAGCAGUCUGCUUGCGGGUCUGAUAACCGUUAUUCUACCAACAUUGGCAAAAGACCUGCACCUUUCAGAUUCUGUUCUUCUAUGGCCUUCGUCAAUCUAUGCUCUAACGUGUGGUUGCUCGCUGAUUCUUUCAGGAGCUGUCGCCGACGUGGUGGGCAACCGCUUCAUGUAUCUGCUGGGUUGUCUACUUCAAUGCGCGCUCACCCUGGCAUGUGGACUGGCCCAGAACAGUUUGGAGCUGCUCUUCUUCCGCGCACUUGCUGGCGUCGCGAUCGCCUUCUGUCUGCCCUCCGCCGUGAGUCUCAUCACGUCGUAUUUCCCCCACGGGCGCCGUCGCAAUUUUGCGUUUGCAAUGAUGGGCGCUGGUCAGCCUGUAGGCUUCUCAAUUGGCCUGGUCGUGGGGGGCAUCUUGACCGAUGGACCCGGGUGGCGGGCGGGUUUCUAUAUCGCCGCUGCCAUCAAUGCUGUCCUUUUUGCUCUGGCUGUUAUCGGUCUGCCAAAAUCGGCACAGCCAACGCGGCUGUCAGUCAGGAGACUGGCAACAGAGAUUGACUGGCCGGGGGCCUUGAUCCUCAGCACCGCGCUGGGUCUCCUCUCGUACGUUUUUGCUGUCUUGACCGGCAAUGUUUCAAGCAUCAAGUCACCUACAAACAUAGCAUGCUUGUCAACGGCGGUUGCGUUAAUACCGGCAUUCAUCUGGUGGGUUGGUCGACAGGAGAAGCUCAACCGUCCAGCAAUCAUCCCGAAUUCGCUGUGGCGCAAUAGGAUCUUCACGAGCGUUUGUGUCGACGUCUUUUUGGCUUGGGGAGCAUUUAAUGCAACCGAAACCCUUCUUACCUUCUUCUUCCAGGAUAUCCAACAGCUCAGCGCCACUCAGACCUCUCUGCGUUUCUUACCAGCUCCGGCUUCUGGUAUUGCCACCAAUAUUCUCAUGGGCCUGGCGGUGCACAAAGUUCGCGCAGAUUGGGCGGUCAUCUUCACCAUGGCGAUCUCCAGUAUCUCACCUCUCCUCGUUGCCAUCAUGAAAGUCCGCGCGUCUUAUUGGGAGUACGUUUUCCCAGCUAUAACGUUAAAUGCCAUAGGACCAGACGUUCUCUUUACCGUUUCCAACCUAGUCAUCACAGCCGCCUUUCCAGAGAAGACACAGGCAUUGGCAGGCGGGGUCUUCAACACUGUCGCACAAAUCGGUAAAAGCGUCGGCCUUGCGCUCUCCGCUGUUAUCGCAGGAAGUAUCACCAUGCAGUCAGAUUAUGCAGAUAAACAAGCACCGAAGGCACUGAUGGAAGGAUACAGAGCAGCCUUCUGGUUCUGCUUGGCUGUGACGUCGAGCACCCUUGUAGUGAGUCUUUGGGGCUUAAGGAACAUUGGAAAAAUCGGGCUGAAGCGAGACUGAGGCUCCACUCGGUCCAGACCUGCUCCCCAGGCCGGUCUUUGGAUGGUUUAUAUACAUACUCAAGAGGCUCAACGGGGUUCAGGUUGAGUCUAUUGACACCAUUGAGUUGCACAUCGCGCUCUCCAAGAAUUGGUCUAUUCAGGUUUCACAUACCUUGCGGCGCGAUUUUGACGGAUAUAAAGACAGUCGUACCACGCCGAUACUGCGGACGAGUACGCUAUGGUACAGCAAACCACAUCUACCCCUGCUGCAAAUACCAUUGAGG